Molecule: messenger RNA, 1647 nt
Organism: Phlebotomus papatasi
Lineage: Eukaryota; Metazoa; Arthropoda; Insecta; Diptera; Psychodidae
Exons: 1
Coding region: 1-1647 (548 amino acids)
Source: RefSeq, a predicted model, not a curated record
AUGAGCCAAUUUCCCCGCCAGAAUCCCUAUGAGUACUGCAGUCUGAGCACUACAGUUCUGAACAAAACGUUACAACGAUUUUGGGAAUUGGAAAAUGUGCCUCAAGAAGAAACCAUAACAGACGAUCACGUGGCAACAGAGAAUCACUUUACAACGACAUACUCUCGCAACCCGGAGGGCAGGUUCAUUGUCAAGCUUCCGUUCCGGAAGAAUCCCAAUCUUCUUGGAGAUUCACGGCCAUUGGCUGUACGUCAGCUGCUCGCUUUAGAACGCAGAUUUGAGAAGAAUCCAAAACUCCGGUCUCUCUAUACUGAGGUUAUGAACGAACAAAUCCGAAACCAAUGGAUCGAGCCUGUACCUGAGAAUUCCCGCUCUACCUCAACAUAUUACAUGCCACAUCACGGGGUUCUCAAAGACUCGACCACCACUAAACUCCGCAUAGUGUUCAACGCUAGCGCAAAAUCCUCAUCGGGUGUCAGCCUUAACUACCUUCUACGCGUUGGGCCUACCGUCCAGCCAACCCUCACUGCCACUUUGCUCCGGUUCAGGCGCCACCGCUUUGCCAUGACUGCAGACAUUUCUAAAAUGUACUUGCAGAUCCUCAUGGACCCAGAUGAUGUUAACUUCCAGAGAUUUGUUUGGAGAAGCAGCAAAUCUCAACCAAUCCAAGACUUCAGAGUGUCUCGUUUAUGUUUUGGGGUCGCCUGUUCUCCCUUCCUCGCCACUCGUGCUUUGCUCCAGUUGGCAAACGACCACCAGACAUCACAUCCGUUGGCUUCCGAAGCACUCUUAACCUAUUUUUAUAUAGAUGACUGUAUCUACUCUUGCGAUUCAUUGGAUGGAGCUCUCCAAACCCGAGCUCAACUCAUCGAAGUACUCUCCAGCGGAGGAUUUAAAUUGGCAAGGUGGUCCGGAAAUCACAAGGAAUUGGCCACUGAGGGCACCAAUGCAGCUACUGACACCCAUUUCGGAGAACCCGACACCAAAGUAUUGGGCCUCAAGUGGAAUUGCAGUUCAGAUUCCUUCCGAUUUGUCUCACCAAUCUCUUCAACGGAGAAGUGCAUCACCAAACGCCAAAUGGCAUCCGCCAUCGCACGUCUAUUUGAUCUAAUCGGACUGAUUGGCCCCAUCGUCGUGCAAGCCAGAAUUCUUCUGCAAGUGGCCCACCGGGAAUGCAAAACUUGGGAUGGUGCGCUUCCUGGGGAGCUUGUGGAAAGGUGGCAAGACUUUACGCUCAAUCUCCAAUGCGUUGAUCAGCUUUCCAUUCCUCGAUGGAUUUCAUCCAUCACAAAUCCAUCUCGAGUCGAGCUUCAUACCUUUUCCGACGCGAGUCAGCUUGCUUAUGGCGCUGCUGUCUAUGUGGUCACUUAUGACUCUAGUGACAAUAUCUGCUCCCGACUUCUGACAGCAAAGUCGCGAAUUGCCCCAAUGGACGAAAUCACUAUCCCUCGUUUGGAAUUGUGUGGGGCAUUGCUAGCGUCCGAACUAGCAGAGAAGGUUCGACCAAUCUACAAUCCUGAUGAAAUGUUCUUCUGGUGCGAUGCAAUGGUCGUACUUUAUUGGAUACAUAGUCCUGCAGAGAGUUACAAAGGGUUUCUGUGCCAUCGACUCCAGAAGAUACAUUCCAAAACCACUCCGCGUCAAUGA